Arachis duranensis is the source of this 925-nucleotide messenger RNA. Its product is annotated as PITH domain-containing protein At3g04780. Bases 135 to 665 code for a protein of 176 amino acids. The record is from RefSeq and is a predicted model, not a curated record. The transcript has 8 exons. Lineage: Eukaryota; Viridiplantae; Streptophyta; Magnoliopsida; Fabales; Fabaceae.
GCACCCAAAUCCCACGCAGUCACGCUGGGUGUUUAUUCCAUAUUUCCAUUCUCCCUUUCUCAUUUACGCGAGUCUCUUCCUUUCUUCGUUCGAUUCCCUUUUUUUUCUUCUUCUUCUUCUUCUCUGUGUCAGCAAUGUCUGGGGAAUCAGCGAGUGCAAUUCAAAAGGGUCAAGUUGAUCUGUUAGACUUCAUAGACUGGUCUGGCGUUGAAUGCCUCAAUCAGAGCUCAACCCAUUCUCUCCCCAAUGCUCUCAAACAGGGGUAUAGAGAAGAUGAUGGUUUGCAUCUGGACAGUGAUGCGGAUGAGCAGCUUCUGCUGUAUAUUCCAUUUACACAAGUAAUUAAACUCCAUUCCAUUCUUGUCAAGGGUCCUGAGGAGGAAGGCCCCAAGACUGUUAAGCUGUUCUCUAACAAGGAGCACAUGGGAUUUAGUAAUGUCAAUGACUAUCCACCAAGCGACAUGGCAGUUUUGACCCCAGACAAUCUUAAGGGGAAACCAGUACUUGUAAAGUAUGUCAAAUUCCAAAAUGUUCGUAGCUUGACAAUAUUUAUUGAGGACAACCAGACUGGUUCCGAGAUUACAAAAGUUCAGAAGAUUAUGCUGUAUGGUUCAACAGUUGAAACAACGGACAUGAAGGGCUUGAAGAAGAUCGAAGAUCAUUGAGGUGCUGGAAAGACUAGAUUCAACUUUGCUCUGUGUCGUCCCGUUGAAAUUUUGGUUGGAAACGUUAUAUCCAGCUCCAUGCAUGAUUAUGAUUUCCAACGCCUAUCUCAUUUCAUGUAAAACUGAAUGGUUGUCAAUUAAUGCGCUAAGAGAUGACAUUUCAGCUGCAUGGAUAUCUAUGGCUUCAAUGUUACAUGUUCCGGACAUAUGUAAAACUAAUUGAGGUUAGAUUAAACGUUGUUGCAUCACCAAUUCUGGAA